UUUAGACUGCUGUUCGAGCAGAUCCAUGCCAAAAUCGCGCCCGCGGCCCGUGUCGCACUUCCGUGGUGUCAUCACGACCUCGUCGGCAAAGAUUACGACCACCAACGGCAAUGGCGAUUCGACAACAUUCACCCUGAUAACCACCAAGACAACGUCGACGAUCAGCGAAGCCCAGUCCGAAACGACAUCCACCGUGACGGAUCCUCGGAGUGGCCCCGGUCCCGGUGGCGGUGGUGGUGGCACCAGCACCAGCCCCGGCGGACCCAACGCCGGCAACAGCAAGGACCAGCUCAUGCGGAUGGGCAAAUGCUCAUUGCUCUUCGAGGAGAACUACUGCCUGAACGGUGGCAAGUGUUACAACUUUACGAUCGCGAACUCGACGAUGCCAACGUGCGAAUGUGCCGACGGAUUCAUGGGUGAACGGUGCGAGUCAAAGUACUUAGAUGGGACUUACCUAAGCAUGCGUAAGUCCAAGAUCCACAUCGAGACGGCCAGCAUCUACUAUGGCGCGUUUUUGGCACUGAUAGUGGUGCUAGUAUUGCUAUACUUCCUGCAUUGUUUCCAAUCAUCGUCCUCGGCAAAAUUGAUGAAAAAGAGCAAAAAGGUGGUGAGUUAGCUACUUUUUCGCCUUUUUUUCGGGAAGGGCGCGUUCUAAGUUAUACUUCGCUUUUCUGAGCUUGGAAACGCAUUCACGCUGUCCCAGUUGUGGGAAGUACACCGCGCCAGGUCGUAUUGUUUCGUUGUUAUAUUCAUGUUAGGCUAGUAGAAGUAGGAAAGUUGAUUCCCGAAAACGACGGUAAAUUACGGACAAAUUUAGACAGCUUUCUUUUGUAUGUAUUUAUAUUGGUCCCUCCAGGCGAGGGGCUGGAUUAUAAAUCGUUCUGUUGCAAAAAACGGAACAUUCGAAUACGACACCCACCCCUACUCAGACAAGGAUUGAUUUCAAUCCGAAAGUAGCUCCAUUCGAGUCGUUCGAAGUGAUAUCGUAGAUGCAGGCCAGUGUUUAGAUUUUUUUGCAUGCAGGCGCGUUGCAUGGGAGUGAUUGUAAAGAAGGGAUACCACACAUCGAAUGUCGAAUUGCGCGAAACUUUACGGAUUGAGAUGCGUUCGAACAAGGUCACACAGUGCGAAACUCACGGGAUUGAGGAGAGAACCGAUGAUGAUUCGAUUAUUUGCUCCACCGGAUAUUAUUUCCCGCCCCCAAGUGUAAAAAUUAGUUGCUUAAGUGCAAUAGCGUUUAAGGAAAAGAAUCGUUCGUUUAUGUUAAGAUUAAGAUGAUAAGUUAGCUAACGGAUAAGAACAAAAUCAUCACGCAACCGACUAUAGACCAGAGCAAACAAACAAUAGCCAAUACCACCGGAUAAAACCCAAAAUAAGUCCGAAAAUUUCAUUCGCAAACCACGUUCCAUUUCAAUAGACAAACAACACAUCCAUUCCCGCCAAAUCCACAGAACAGAACAAUAGGUUAACAUCACACUUAAUGAGCCAAAGAGUACGUUUUAGUACUUUUAGAAUUGGUAAGUUGCUACUUAUAUUUUUUUUUGUUUUUUUUUUUUCUUCGUGCGCAAUACAGAUAUAUUAUAUUAUAGUAUUUCUCACAUUAUGUAGAAUAAAGAGAUCAUCGAGCAACUUCACAACGAUCGUAUACAUCACACAAUCAUGUUCACAGACGAUAUCUCUACGGAUAUGACAUCCACGCUACUGCUGAGGAUUGGGACAAGUUUUUCAGAACUAGUGCCUUUAGACACCAACUUCUGACUAUAUUGAUAAUGACACAUGCGGUAAAAUUGGAAAAGCCAGAUGCGAACAAAUU
Aedes albopictus (Asian tiger mosquito) is the source of this 1813-nucleotide messenger RNA. RefSeq names its product protein gurken. The record is from RefSeq and is a predicted model, not a curated record. The transcript has a single exon. Gene Ontology annotation, biological process: epidermal growth factor receptor signaling pathway. The coding region runs from base 26 to 616 and encodes 196 amino acids. Gene Ontology annotation, molecular function: epidermal growth factor receptor binding; receptor ligand activity. Lineage: Eukaryota; Metazoa; Arthropoda; Insecta; Diptera; Culicidae.